AUCCGCAAACUACUUUGACAAUUCAUUGUCAAUAACAGGACAGCUGACUUCAAUUUGGUAAAAAUUUAAAUUGCACUGUCAGUGAUUGUCAGUGAUUGUCAGUGAUUGUCAGUGAUUGUCAGUGAUGAAAAUAACUUUACCGGAAGUUACCGACAAAUGCGCACGCGUAGUUUACCAAAACAAUAUGAGAUCUGCUCAAGAUGGCGGACGUCGGGGGAAUUCGUCGAGAUGUUUCGAUAGCAUCUACACCCCAAAGACCAGUUCCAAUGAAAUUAUUUGCCACUUGGGAAGUAGAAAGAACAUCGCCCAAUUGUGUACCGCGGCUCUGUACUAUGACACUGACACGAUUGGAACUACUAAAGCCGCUGGAGCCAGGCUUAACAGAAGUUAUUAUUUCAGUCUCUAUGCAGAGUUCCCGUCGGAUACUCAGAUCUAAUGAAAUAGUUCUUCCAUCCACUGGACUGAUUGACACUGAAUUAGAUUUGUCUUUUUCUCUUCAGUACCCACACUUUUUGAAGAGAGCAGGAAACAAUCUUCAAAUUAUGCUUCAAAGGCGCAAGAAGUACAAGAAUCGCACCAUUCUUGGUUUUAAAACACUGGCAGUAGGACUUGUGAACAUGGGUCAGGUUCUUCAGCACUCCAUAGACAACCAGCUUAAAUUGUACAUGAAGGGAAGUCCUGUUCCAGUUGCCCAAGUUACUGUUAACUCCCUUACCAGCCAGCCAGUUGAAACAGAUGGAGACAGGCUUACUGGAUCAUCAGCUAGGGGCGAUGGUGAUGACAAUUCCAGUGAUGAUGAUGAUGACUUUUCUCUGUCUGACCAGGAAGGAAGUGAUAGUGGUGGAGAUGCAGAUAUUCUUGAUGUAGAACAGAGACAAGGGGGGAAAAUAAGACAUGGAAAAAUAACAAUUCCUGCAAAGCACCAAAAGAAUUUUAAACAAAAGUUUAUAGCACUCCUAAAGAAGUUCAAAGUACCAGAAGAGGAGUUAGAAAAUGAAAUGGGAACAUAUCGAGAUAUUGAUAUCAGUCCUCCAGAGAAUGAAGCAGCAGAUGAUUUCCUUUUCCCUGAUGACCUGGACGACUUGGAUAGUGAUGCUGAAAAUGACUUCCUUGAAGAUACCAUCAGCAUUGUGUCCACACCCAAACCUUCUCUCAGACCUUUCUUUGAUCCCAGAAGCUCAACUGAAAAUGUGCCAAGUCACACUGUGAUUGACGAGGAGGACAUUCGAAGCCCGCAAGUAUCUGUUCAAGUGGAACAGGAAGACAUGCAACCAGAUCACGACAUGGAUGCUCUGAGUCCACCUUCUGACGGAGAAAACCUGUCAGACUCUACAAACACUUCUGACGCCUUGUCAGGGGGAGGGUUAGAUGAAGUGCCUUCUGUGCGGCGCAGUGUGUCAUUUAAGGAAAGAAGAAAAGCGGCGGAGUCGGAAACUGUAACAAAAAGGAGAAACAGUGAUAUAGACCUUCAGCUGCCAAACGUUACCUUAAACGAACAACUUAGCAAUGUGUUGACAGGAGAUAGUGAAAUUCCUGAGAGUAUCUUGUUGAUCAAUACUUCUGAGUGGCAAGGCCAGCUUUUAGCACUGAAGCUUUGUGACAAAGCUGUGAAGAUGAUUUGUACAAGAUCCAGCUCAGAUGUGCAUGCUGUUUUUCUGGCCAUUGUAAAUAAAUACCAGAAAUUUUGUAAUACGCACUCAGCUUCACCUCCUCAGCUUGCUGUGGCAAUUGCUGGCACAGAGUCAUAUAUCAGUGCUGUUCUUCAACCAUACGUGGAACAGUUCUCUUCCAAGCCAUCAGACUGGCAGACAUUUCUUCGCUUUCUCCUCAUACCUCUUGAUGUCCAACCCUUAGCCAAAUACAUUGCAGCCUUAGACCCAAGAUACAACUCGCUCUUUAUGGACAACGUUUGGAAAGAAGCGUUUGAACACUCCGACACUGCCGUCGAUUUUGAGGAAGUGAGCAGCCGAGUCAAAACUUUCUUGUCAGCGGCUACGAUAAUUCACAAUUUGCCAAUAGCCGAGGCACUUGUCAACACUAAACCAAAGGGAUCUGAAGAAGGAUCCUCACAAGUCUUCUUACCAUUUGUUUGCGAUGUCAGGAUUGGUUCAACAGACCAAUUCCAAGACGAAGAACCUGUAGCAACUAGUGGCACUCCAACCAAUGUUGGGUCUAAAAGCACAGGGACCGUUCUUAGGAGUGAAACUCACCCGCCUUCUCUAGGAACUUCACAAACGCCCCCAUCUUCAGGCUCUCCUUUGACAAGUCCCCAUGAUAGCGGAGGAAGCCUAUGGUCGAGCGAGCAGAUGGAUCUUCAAGUCGACUACUGGCUUGUAGGUGGAAACAAAAGAGAUAUCAAUAAGUCGUCAUUAAAAACAACUUUUAAGACCCUGGUAGUCACCAGACUCCCAACUCCAGAGGAACCGUCUGCGCUGUCAGUGACGGCUGUGACCAAAGAACGCAAUAAAAGAGGACUUGAGGCGAUGAUGCGGUCCAUGAAGAAAUCCAAAGAGAAAGACACGGAGUCUAGAAACCAGGCCAUGGUGGUGUCAAAGCUGAUUUGUACUACUAAAGGGCAAAGCAGUACACUUAAUGUUGUUAUUGAUGGCGUGACAUGGAGCGGAGUCAAGUUCUUCUCAUUAUCGUCACAGUGGCCCACUCAUAUCAAAUACUUUCCCAUUGGCCUUUUCGGGCGAGUAGAGACCACGUGUUAACUCUCCUUUCCAGUUUAAAUUUUGUUCUUCCUGCCCGCGAGGACUGUUUAUAAGUUGAGAUUAUUUUGGUUACCAAGUGGACAAUUUCUAAGUUACCCAUUAGACCCUGUUUCAAAUUUUCAAGAUUUCUUCAUGCGCGAAUGAAGGUCAUUUCAUGUUGAACGUUUCUAAUCAGAUGUCAUUUUAAAACAGGUAACAUGGAAAUGACCUAUUGUCACGUGGUGUGACAUAAAUACUCUGUUAGAGUCACAGAAUAGACUAAUUUCGAUAUAUUAAAAUUCAGCCUAAAGCAAUAGACCUCAGCACGAGGCUCUGGGGAAUUACUACAGAG
This is a messenger RNA of Orbicella faveolata, 3045 nucleotides long. RefSeq names its product phosphofurin acidic cluster sorting protein 2-like. Gene Ontology annotation, biological process: protein localization to plasma membrane. NCBI's taxonomy places the organism in Eukaryota, Metazoa, Cnidaria, Anthozoa, Scleractinia, Merulinidae. The record is from RefSeq and is a predicted model, not a curated record.